UAUGCCUGGCGGCGUUCACUGUGCUGCUGGGCCGCGGCGUGCUGGCGCACUCCACGCAGGACGGUGAGAUGGGCUUCUCGGGCGGGCUGACCGUGCAGGACCCCCCCGCGGGCUGGCCGCUCAGCGAGCUCGGCCACCAGGACAGAGCCCGGGCCAUGGCCGCGGCGGCGGCGCCCAGGGAGUCCUGGCAAUCCACCACGUGGGGAGCCGUCCAGGAGCCCGAGCCCGCCGAGUCCCGCGGCUCCGUCCGCUGGUACAGCCCCACGCCCGCAGAGCCCUUCGCCGCCGACCAGCAGCAGAUGGCGUCCCAGGGCGACGGCUGGUUCGCACCGGAGGACCACCCGCUCCGCCAGGGCCGCGUCCUGGCCGCGCACCCAGACCCGCACCCGCCGUCGGCGCCGCCCCCCGCGCAACACAUGUACUUCUCCAUGUCGCAGGACGCGGUCGCCGCGGCGGGCAGCGAGACCCCCCAGGCGUGGCAGCCCACCAACUCGCGCUACAAGAGGAAGCGCGUCAAAGCCAAGCAGCAACUGCAAGAGCAGCAACAGCAGCAGACACAGUCCGACCAAGAGCAGGCCAUACAGCACCAGCAGCAACAGCAGCACCAGCAGCACCAGCAGCACCAGCAGCACGAGCAGCAGCAGCUACAGCAGCAGCAGCAGCAGCAAAUAGGACAGCAGCAGCACCAGCAGCAACUGGAGCAGCAGCAGCAACUACAGCAACAGCAGCAGCAACAGCUCAUUCAGCAGCAGCACCAGCAGCUGGAGCUGCAGAACCAGCAGCAGCUUCAAGAGCCACAGCUGCAGCACGAACCACCGCCCAUCGAAGUCAAGAAAAGCAAAAAGAACAGCAAACGCGUCAACAAACGUCGCCCACCGCCGGCCAUCCAGUCGCAGCCUCCUCAGCAACACGUCCUGUCGCAGGUGCCCGAGGGCGGCCAGGGCCCCGAUCCUACCGUGAGCGUGGGCUACAGCAUCGGCUUUGCGGCGGGUCCUGAGAGCGGCGAGCGCCACAACGGUGAUUUUUACCGGGGCUCCGUCCAGAACGAGGUGGUGCACGGCGAGGGUGCCGUCAGCUACACCAACACCGUGCUGCCCGCCAGCCAGGAGGGGCUGCAGCCGGAGCAGCAGGGUGGCGUCGUCAGCAGCUCCGCCAUCAACGGCAGGCCAAUCUACGUGCCGCCCCUGCAGCAGACCCUGCAGCAGACGUCGUCGGUGACCUUCGGGUCGCCGGCGCCGACCGCUGGCUACCAGGCGCUGCCCACGCCACAGGCUCUUAUCGGCGGCCCCCAGCCCGCCUUCAAUUUGGUCGCAGUGACGCCCUCGCCCGCUCCAGCUGGGCCGUUCAUUAUCAGCACCACCCCGUCGUACUCCACGCACACCAUUUUUGGUAGUGGGUCGGCCAAGAGCGAGUUCUCCCUCGGCCCCACCCACAAGCCGCCCAAGGCCGUGUCCGCCGUACUCCACAUCAACGACGGCACCGACUUCGCGUGGCAGGACGUGGGCAAUGGCGUGGAGGUGUCGGCGCCCAUCACCCCCAACGGCCUGCGCGGCGGCUACCGCGACAGCAUCCCCAUCAUGGAGGACACCGACGACGCCGACCCACCCGCCGCCCCCUUCGAGGCCAGCACGGCGGCAGCGCUGCAAAGCGGCCCGCCCGCGUACGCCCACAGCCAGGGCGCCGUGUUUGGCGAGAGCGGGCGGGUGGAGAGCUCCGAGGCCCGGCCGCUGCUGGAGACGCCCUCGAACCACCUCGCCGAAGAGCCACCCUCCAAGCCGGACCCCUUCCGCGGCUUCACCUCCAGCUCCUUCAUCGACUUCAUGCGCGCCUACACGUCCAACACCAGGCAGCCACACUCGGGCGGCCGGGGGCCGAGUGGACUUGGCGACUCGCUGCUCAACACCAAGCUGGGCCAGGUGUACUACAUCCCCAACGAUACGCCGGGCGGCGACCCCAUCCCUGCCAUCAUCAUGCCACUGUCCAGGCUGCGCGAACUCCAGGCAGCGCUUCCGAGUGGCAAGAAGCCAGUGUUCGACUUACCUCCGGCAGAAGCCGAGCAGCCACACUUUGGCAAGGCACCCUCGUUUGCGGAGAGCCCCUUCAAGUCGUCGUCUUUCUCGGAUAUCCCCUUCAAAUCCUCCUUCGACGAGCCAAGCAACGCCUUCAAGUCGCAGUCCUUCUCGGACGCACCCUUCAAGUUCGCGGACUCGCCCUUCAAAACGCCCUCCCCUUCCGAUUCCCCCUUCUCGGCCGAAGCACCUUUCAAGUCCUCCUUCGGCGGAGGCGACCACCGCGGUCCUGGAGGUCCCCCGCCCUCCAAAUACCGGCCGUCCUUCGGCAAGGGGCCCGGCAAAGAGGUGUAUUUCAAACAUCAGAGGCCAGGACCGCCGCAACUCGUGAGCUACAAGCAGCAGGGCCCGCGAUUCGGGGGGAGCAGCUCCGGCGUCAAGGUCACCAAGAGCGUCGCCGUGUACGAGGAUCACCAGACUGUCAACAACAAACAGCCGCAGGUCUCCGCCAACGAGCAGAACCCUGCGCUGCAAUGGCCGCCCAAGGAGACCGUCGAGGUGCAGACGUACCUCAUGCCCAUCGAGCAGUUCGACGGCCUCAAGAGCAGCGGGCCCUCCCUGCCCCCGGGACACCCUGGCCAUCACGGGCCCGUGCGGGGACAGGGGCCGCCCUCGGGGCCGUCACACCACCGCGAGGUGCGCAGACCCGCGGGCCACCGGCCCAUGCGCGCCCACCAGCUCCAUCAGCAGCCACCCCACCAGCAGCAGCAGUUCCACCAAGCCCACCACUUGCCCAGCCAGCACGAGUCUGGAGCCUUCGCCGUCACCUCGUCCUACCGGGUGCGGCCAUCCGCCGGCUGAACGCACCGUGGCAGCGUGACGGUCUGUGACGAGUCAGACAGUCGGGCCGUCACGUCGUCUUUUCGAUCACGAGACGAGGUGUAGCUCGCCGCCAAGUAGACAGAGUGCACUGCGAUGCAACGAGUCGAGCACUCACGUUUUUGGCCAAAAUUAUUCAGUAAAUAAUGUGUGCGCCUGAUUCGUUAACAAGAUCGAUCUCGACCUUCUCUACAGAGGAUUUAUUUAUUUUAACAGAGGUAGAUACUGAGAUUAAGUCAAAGAGUUGGCCAGUUCAUCGCUCAGACGGGGUUGACGGAUUUUGUAAGAUUUUGGGGUUACGCCCCCGUCCACAGCGGCCAGUAAACCGGAUUGACACUGACAGGCUUUUAAUCGCAUAUUACAUAUGGGGUGCCACUACCUCGUCAACGUUUAAAAGCUUAUCUGUGAAAUUUAACACUCCGGCCGUUGGGGAUCGGGUAGUUGUGGUUAAAUGUAAAACAAAAACAAAUCAUGUAGUUUAAGAGAGAGUAGGAUUAAGUUAUUUAUUUUUUUGUUAUGUAUUUUUCUUUAAAUUAAAAGAUAUCAAACCCCGUU
Molecule: messenger RNA, 3443 nt
Organism: Frankliniella occidentalis (western flower thrips)
Lineage: Eukaryota; Metazoa; Arthropoda; Insecta; Thysanoptera; Thripidae
Product: mastermind-like protein 2
Exons: 2
Coding region: 69-2870 (933 amino acids)
Source: RefSeq, a predicted model, not a curated record